GAAACCAAAAUCCUAUCAAACACAGUACCCUACCACAGACAGAACAUCAACUACCAUUUCCGAAUAGGGCAAGUCCUUACCCGCUACUUGUAGGGCAUCGCUUCUACCAGAAAUGGCUCAAGACAUGACAGAGAAAGAUCUGCUAAAGAUGGAAGUGGAACAGCUAAGAAAAGAGGUCAAAACUGAGAGGAUAAUGGUUUCCAAAUCAUUACCUGAAAUUAAAUCAUACACUGAAUCCCGUAUGACGGAAGAUCCUUUGAUAAAAGGAGUGCCAGAGGAUAAGAAUCCCUUUAAGGAGAAAGGGGGAUGCUUGAUAUCGUGAUGAAGGGAAAAAUAACCGCCACCAUGCAACAUAGCUAUUCAGUAAAAUUUCAUCUCUUACUUGUGACUAGAGCCACUACAGAAGUACUGAGAUUAUUCAAAUAUUAAACAUUGGGAGAGGGGGGCAUUUUAGUUCUGUCAGUAACCUUAAUGGCCCAAAAAUAAAUAUUGAGCAAGAUUCAGGCUUUGGAAUAUUAAUUUUAAUGAUAUCAAAUAAACAUUAGUGCUCUUUUAAUUAAAAAAGAA
Messenger RNA from Xenopus laevis (African clawed frog), 567 nucleotides. RefSeq names its product guanine nucleotide binding protein (G protein), gamma transducing activity polypeptide 2.1 L homeolog (gene gngt2l.L). The transcript is spliced from 3 exons. NCBI's taxonomy places the organism in Eukaryota, Metazoa, Chordata, Amphibia, Anura, Pipidae. The record is from RefSeq and is a predicted model, not a curated record. Bases 113 to 322 code for a protein of 69 amino acids. Gene Ontology annotation, cellular component: plasma membrane; heterotrimeric G-protein complex. Gene Ontology annotation, molecular function: G-protein beta-subunit binding. Gene Ontology annotation, biological process: G protein-coupled receptor signaling pathway.